This is a messenger RNA of Apis florea (little honeybee), 1368 nucleotides long. Its product is annotated as odorant receptor 43a-like. Gene Ontology annotation, molecular function: odorant binding; olfactory receptor activity. NCBI's taxonomy places the organism in Eukaryota, Metazoa, Arthropoda, Insecta, Hymenoptera, Apidae. Gene Ontology annotation, cellular component: plasma membrane. The record is from RefSeq and is a predicted model, not a curated record. Gene Ontology annotation, biological process: detection of chemical stimulus involved in sensory perception of smell; sensory perception of smell.
CAGCUUUCCACGCAAGCGCCAAUGGCCAUCAUACGCCAUUGCUUCUCGCAGUCGUUCUCAAUCGCUCAAAGAGUUUUCUACCGUGGAUUAGAAAAACUUUUCAUUAUAUCAGACGAUAUGAGCGUAAAAAUAGCGAGGAAUUAUCAUAACAUUCAUUACAGAUCGGACACUGAGUAUACGGUACGCGUGGCUAAAAUAUUAUUGACAAUGGUCGGAAUCUGGCCAAGGAGGAACACGUUUUCAAAUAACGUUAAAUUUUACGUUCAGACAACAAUCGUCUUUUUUCUCAUGUGUUUCCUCUUAUUACCGCACGUCAUUUAUACUUACUUCGAUUGCGAAAAUCUGACCAAAUACAUGAAGGUGAUAGCCGCCCAGGUUUUCAGCCUUUUGGCGAUCAUCAAGAUCUGGACGAUUCUGAUUAACAGAAAGGAGAUCCGAUUUUGCUUGAUGGAGAUGGAGGUACAGUACAGAGACGUGGAAUGCGAAGAAGAUCGGUCGGUAAUGAUGAACACUGCGAGAAUCGGUCGAAUCUUCACAAUCGUGUAUCUGUGCCUCGGUUACGGAGGUGCCUUGCCCUAUCACAUUAUUUUGCCCUUGAUAUCGGAGAGGAUCGUCAAAGCGGACAACAGUACUCAGAUACCUUUGCCAUACUUGAGCGACUACGUUUUCUUCGUCAUCGAAGACUCGCCGACUUACGAGAUAACAUUUGUCGUGCAAAUGUUCACCAGCUUUCUCAUAAUGUCCUUGAAUUAUGGGAUCUACAGCUUGAUCGCCUCUAUAACGAUGCACUGUUGCGGUCUGUUCGAGGUCACCAACAGAAGGAUCGAGACGAUUUUAAAAUGCCGAGAUUUGCGUGGUCGCAUCGCUGGCAUUAUUCAAUCUCAUCUGAAAGCAAUCGAAUAUUCUGCACUGGUUGGAAAAUCACUGAGCAUCGUAUUUUUAUCGGAAAUGCUUGGCUGUACUAUCAUAAUAUGUUUCUUAGAAUUUGGAGUGAUUGUGGAAUGGGAAGAUCAUAAAACAUUCAGCAUGGUAACAUACUUUGUUUUGGUGACGUCGAUGUUCGUAAAUGUUUUCAUAUUAUCAUUCAUUGGUGAUCGUCUCAAACAAGAGAGCGAAAGAAUAGGACAAACAUCAUAUUUCCUACCAUGGUAUGAUUUUCCAACAGAAGAAGCAAAAAAUAUAAAGAUAAUCAUACUCAGAGCCAGUCGACCAUCAAGCCUAUCUGGCGCCAAGAUAUUAGAUCUUUCGCUUCGAGUAUUUUGCGAUGUGUUUAAAACUUCGGCAGCAUAUCUAAAUUUUCUGCGAACAAUGACAGUUUAAAAAUGAGGAAAAGGAGAAUUUUCCAAAUGUUUUUUAAAAAAAAGGUGA